AUGGCUUGUAUAGUAACAGAGUGUUGCGAAACUCUAAGAAAUGUAGCUUGCGCAGAUCAAACUAUACUGAAAUUAUGCUUCGACAAACUGAUCGAAGAAAAGCUCAGUAUUCAUGAUCAGAGUGAAAUCUUGUCAGCAUUAGCUAACGUGAAAUUCGGUGUUUUUGGACACGAACUAUUUUCGACGUUUCACGAUACAUAUACCAAUCUAUUACAAAAAUGGAACAAAGGUGAAACUCUUAGUAAUCUAGAAUCAUCUAUUUUUAAACAAAUCGGUGCAUUAUUUACGAAGUUGGCCGAUGAAGUGACCGCUAUUGAAACAUUGCAACAACUUUUGUUAAAUAAACCAUUGAUGGAAUCUAUGGAAAUAUGUAUGCAAAAUGUUGAAUAUAUUUUGCAGGAUGGAAAUUUAACAGCUGUGAGCUGUAUGAUUCACGCAUUAAGAAAAAUACAAACUAGCCGAACAGAAAUGCAAGAUGAUUCUUCGCUACUGCGGUUAUUAGAUCCAAUCUUAAAUUGCAUUUGUUCAUCCUAUUAUAUGAAUGUAGUGAAAGAUUUUCGAUCUAACUCUGAAAUAUUAUGUGUUGAUCAAGAGUUUCUGCUAAUCGCAUGUCCGCACUAUAUACACUAUUAUUGGGGUAAACGGCGAGAAGAAGCGGCACAAAAGCUAUGUGAUAAAAUGUUCAAUUUUUAUGUUGAAACAUUAGAGAGACUUGUACCAGAUAUAUCUGAGUGGAACGAACCAAUCAUUCGAUGUUUGCGACACAUCAUUGCACUGAUGUGCUAUAUUGAUACAAAUGAAAUUAAAGUUGAACAUUAUGAACUACAUAUAAAAACGAUUGAUCUUAUGCUCCGUAUUUUAACUUCAGCUGAUAAUUUGUUGGAAAAGACAGAAGAAACAAACUUUUUAGUGUACUAUUGCAUCGGUUAUUUAUACAGUUUAACGUUUGUACCGACUCUUCUAAAUGUAAUUGAACAGAAGAGUUUAAAACAAAUUCUUCUUCGUUAUAUUAAUGUUAAACAUGCGGAACAUGUACAAUUCAAUGCUUAUCGAAUAUUAGCAGUUUUGAUGAAUGAAGAUGAUAUUAAAACAUUGACAAAACCAAGGGAGAUUACAGCAUUGUUUAAAAGUUUUCUCGAGAAAUUAAUCGAUGAUCCAUAUCGACAGUUGCGAUUACGGAAUACAUUGGUUUGCUUGAAAACUCUUGUACAACACGAUGAAAUAAAACAUGAAAUGGUUGAACAAGAUGUUCUGCCUCUACUAAUUCGUUGUGCUACAGAGCCGAAAUUCGACGUUGUGCAAAGACAAAAACAUUCACUCGGUCUGCUUUGGGCAAUGACGUUCAAUGAGGAAGCUACUAUAAUAUUAAAAGAAGAUCAGAAGUUCAUGGUUCAUGUAAAAUCAUUGCUAAGAUCAGUUGAACAAGAUCUACGCAAGGUAGCUGACGGUAUUGUGUGGAAAUUAGAUAAGGAAGCUCAGUUUAUGGCUAAGCAGGAACAUAAUCAGUCGGCAAUCCAAGUUCUUGCCUCACCGAGUUACAAAUAUGAUAUAAUGAUAAGUUAUUCUCAUAACGAUAAAGAUUUAUGCUGCCAAAUACGAGAUAAGCUUAUAGCAGACGGCUAUCGUGUUUGGUUUGAUCGAGAUCAUUUGUCUGGUUCAAUAAUGCAAGCAAUGGCAGAUGCAAUUGAAAAUUCAUAUCUGGUAUUAAUUUGUAUGUCCGACACUUAUAAGCGAAGUGCCUAUUGUCAAUCUGAAGCACACUAUGCUUUUGAAUGCAGACGGCAUCUAAUUCCACUGGUAAUGAAAGAUCGUUAUCGCGCCGAUGGAUGGCUGGGAAUCAUUGUCAGUGGCAAGCUAAGUAUUGAUUUUUCAAAAGUAGUCUUUGAAGAAGCUUAUGAAGGCCUGAAGAAGGAGGUUACACAAAACGGAAAUCGGUUAUCGAAGGUUGCAGUUCAAGAAGGACGACAAAAUACGGGUGAAGAUAAGCCUGUAAAAGACCAACAACAACAGCAGUCAGAGAACGUCUAUUCUUAUCCUGAUUCGAUAGAAUUAUGGACAGAAGACCAUGUCAAAAGUUUUCUUUUGGAUAAGAAGCUUGACGCGAUGUUACCAUUAUUGAACGGCAUAAAUGGGCUUGAUUUGUAUGAAAUAUAUAAAAUGUGUCACGCAAAUGAUUCAAUGUAUCAAUCACUCUCAAAAGAAAUGAAUGUGCUGCAUCGAACAGUGCUGCCCAUCAGCGUUUAUGUUCGAUUUAACAAUGAACUUAAAAAGUAUGUGCCACAAACAACGAAUAAGCGAAAGGGCGUUGGUUGUGCUAUUUUAUAA
Molecule: messenger RNA, 2325 nt
Organism: Didymodactylos carnosus
Lineage: Eukaryota; Metazoa; Rotifera; Eurotatoria; Philodinida; Philodinidae
Source: the annotation of a GenBank genome assembly